AUUGCCAAACCUGCAAAGACAGGGCUGUACUGAAUGCAGCGUAAUUUUGACCCAUGUUCCAUUAGCUGAGCGGCCCCGAGGGCACGAGGCUUCCGCGCGGGACUGUAAUGCUACACUGUCCUCCCUCUCCGGCCAGUUCAUCCUCCUCAGCAGCGCAGAGCAAUGGACCUGAAAGCGUAGCGCUCCUCCAGCACAGCAUAUCUGCAGUCACCUGCGACUCCAAUUGGCAAUCAAUAUUGAUAGAGUAUUUGUAAGGAUUACAGCCAUAAGGCAACACGUCGCGGGGGGGAAGGCUGGAAUUAUGAAGCGCUGUCAACAUGUCUAAGGCCACUGUUAAGAAGCUGCACUGGCGCUCAAAAGUGCAGGAGAGCUUCGUCCCGCUGGGCGGAAGGCUAGGGAGAGCUUGGCGUGCCAGGGGUGGUGCAGAUAUGGGAGAGUUCCCGUUUGUUACUGCAGCCUGGGGAGGAGCCACUGUUGGUGACAUCAUCCUAGAGAUUGGGGGAACACCUGUCCUGGGAUUAACUUUAGGAGACGUCAGAGGGGUUCUCAACUCAUGUCCACAUCCCAUUCGGAUCAAAACCGUCUCUCCAGGCUCGACUCUCUGUAAGGAUCUGAGACUUUACCUGAGCAAGUGCUUUACACCAGGAUCCAUGGACAGCCAACUCCAACAGGUCAUACGGGAGAACCUCUACCUGCGUGCCGUGCCCUGUACAACAAGGGCAACCACGGGAUGAGAAAUCUCAGGGGUGGAUUAUAUUGUGUCGAUUGAAGAAUUUUUCUCUCUAGAGGAGUCCUGGAGCCUUGCUGGAAAUGGGAAGUUCAAAGGGAACUAUUAUGGCACACCUCGGCCAGUUCACAUCGGUCCUGACAGCCCCCCCAUUACAUACCAGGAACAUCGAAACCUCCUGAGGAACUUCCGUACCCGCAGCAAAUCACUCAGCAACCUGGAAAAAGCAGUGGAGGAAGGUGACAACAGCGAAGAAGACUCUGGUCUGUCAGCGGGGUCCGCAGGGGCCAGCAGUGCGCCUCCUACCACCAUUGUCUCACCUAAUCAGACAUGGGACUUGGGCGGCAUGCGGGACGGAGGGCUUGCCAUUGAGAACGGAGCACGAGGAGGGGCAUUGCCUGAAAACUGGGAGCUGGCAUUCAGUGACACAGGAGAACCCUAUUACAUCAACCAUAACUCAAAGACCACAAGCUGGCUGGACCCAAGGACUCAGGGCAAAGAGAUUGUCAGCAAGACAGAGUUACCUGCAUUCACAGACCAACCAUCUGAUCUGAAGGGCUAUUCCAUACACACUCGCCUGCUGAAGGGACCCCGUGGGUUUGGCUUCAACAUUGUGGGUGGCAGCAGACCUCGAGAGUUCCUGCAGGUGUACAGCGUCACCCCCGGGGGACCGUCAGGACUCAAAACAGCGGAUAUCCUGGUGUACAUCAACGACUCAUGUGUACUGGGUUUGUCCCAUAAAGAAGUAGUAGAAAUGCUGAAAUCCGUCCCCAUGGGUCACAGCGUGGAUGUUGUUCUUCGUCGAGGUUACCCCAUGCUCUACAACCCUGAUGGCUGCCCCAAAACCAGUCUCGCCUCCCCUUCUGAUGCACCAAACACCAACCCUGCAGCCCCUGGGUCUGCUCAAUCCCAGGUCCAGCAUCCUGAUGGACAGCAGCCUGCCUUUGUGAACCUCAACCGCUCCAUGUCACUCCACAACAACUUCUACCCCCGCAUGCAGAAAGAGGCCUUGGAUGCCAAUGGAAACACGGCACCCCAGCCUUCCUACUCAAUGGCCAAUGGAAAUGGAGUGGGAGGGAUUAUAGGGAUGGGGGCGGUGCCUUUAUCAAACGGCCCUGCCCCUUCAGAGCGAAUGAGCUCCAGUCAUAGCGAUACAGAGGUCAGCUCUGUUGUCACACGCAGAGCUUCCCUUAUCCGAAGCUACAACAACAACUCUCUUCCAGCUCCUUCUCACACCCAUCACAGUUCCAAGUCUUCCGAGAGUGAUCUCUCCUCUACUGCGCUCCCACUACCCCAGCCUGAGGUGGGUCCUACCGCCCCGCCACCAGGAGCGCCCAGCAUCCAGCGGCCUCCCAUGCCCCAAACAUCUCUUGCUGUCGCACCCCCAACCGAGCACCCACCCUGUGGUUUUAACGGGUGUCCAGCCAACAACCCCCCGCGGCCUCUCCCGGGUGGCCUAGGGUCCCCUGGAGCCCCAGGUGGGGUAGGCUGUGGGGGAGGGGGUGAGCUGGUACCUGUGGCCUUGGGCAGGAGCGAGGGAGGGGGAAUGGGUUUCAGUGUGACGGCUGGGGGGCAGGGAGGUCAGCUGGCAGUGGUGAAGAGAGUCUGGGACAGGCGACAGUGCCACUCUUUACAGCCAGGGGAUGCCAUUAUUAAAAUCAAUGGGGCUGAUGUGCAGAGCCUCAGCUUUGCACAGGUGCAGCGGGUGCUGCAAGAACAUACCAAACAGGGUGAGGUGGUCUUACUGGUUUACAGAGGAGGUCCUCUUUGCUCCCCAGGCUCCCCAAAUGCCUAUAAGAGACUCCCUCCUUCACUGGGCACUCCUGAUCUGACCUCACCCUCCUCUGAUGGUGCUGUGCCCAGCCAGAGCACCCUCUCUCCCUCCUCGCCCUGUGGUGACCUUCCCAACCUGGUCCAAAGCACUAGCUUCCUGGACUCUGUGCCCGUUACCCUGACCCUAGAGCCCCGGGACUGGUUAGGAGUGGAGGACGGACCUGCUCAGUGCCGUACUGCUGUCUCUAACCUUGGCGCAGUAUCUAAAAGCCAUGUGGACACAAGGGCAGCAAUCUCUUCCAGAGCCAUGGAUGUGGAGUUGAGACGAAGACCAGGAGAAGGAUUUGGGUUUGUCAUUGCAUCCCAGGAUGUAGUGAAUGGAACAUCGUCUCUAGUGUCUCAUCGGUUUGUGACGGUGCGUCGGGGGAGCCCAGCAGCGCGCAGUGGUCAGAUUCAGCCGGGAGAUCAGCUGGAGGCUGUGGAGGGCAGAUCGGUGGUCACGCUGCCUCACAGAGACCUUGCACAGAUCCUACGUAGAGCUGGAAACACACUCAGACUCACCAUCGUACCACGCUCUCACACCAACAAUAAUCUGCCUGAAUACCCUGACUUUGAUGCUGAGAGCCGGUUAAGGAAAGGGCAUCGGGCCAAGCAAAAGGAUUCCCAGUUUUAUAAUGUUGAUCUUGAGAGGGGACCAACAGGAUUUGGUUUUAGUUUGCGAGGAGGAAGUGAGUAUAACAUGGGUCUGUAUGUGCUCGGUCUGAUGGAGGGCGGCCCGGCCUCACGCAGUCAGAAAAUACAGGUGAGUGAUCAGCUGGUGGAGAUUAAUGGAGACAGCACAGUCGGCAUGACACACAGCCAGGCCGUCGAGCAGAUCCGAAAGGGAGGAGCACGGAUACACCUCGUACUGAAGAAAGGCAACGGAUACGUACCGGAUUAUGACCAUGAAGCCGGAGCCACUUCCCCCUCCUCCGUCUUCUCCGAGGAGCCGCUUGUGGCUGCAGUAGAUCACACUCCUCUGAGGAGCAGCAGAUGCGUGGAUGACAGUGGACGAGAGAGAAGAGAGAGGAGGGGGAAGGGAAGAACGAGUAGAGAAAGUGGAGUAGACGAGGGCAAGCGUGGCUGGGCAGAGGACGUCAGCACAGUUGGUAGCUCCCGGUCCACGAGGAAAAGGAAAGAGCAACAGAUGCGUUCACGGAGUUUACCUGGUACACUGAGAGGCCGAGAAGGGUCACGGAGAGAAGAAGAUGAAGAAGAGGAGGAGGGAGAUGGAAAACGGGGGGAAAGGAAGGGAGAGGGGGAGAGGCAAAGAGGAAGGCAAAAAAGCAAAAGCAUGGGGGAGAGAAGACAAAAAGCAAAGGAUGUUAGGUCACAGAGGGAGAACAGUCUCCCAGUGGAUGGAGAAAGGGAGGGAGGAAGAGGAAAGAGGGAUAAGAACAGAUCCAGCACAAUCGAGGUCACGCAGCGCGCACCUUUCUCCUUCCUCAUGCCUUUGGACAAUGACGAUGAUGGGUCAGGCGCAGAAUCGACUCACAGCUUCUCUGAAGUCAGUGUGUCUGCAGCCAGCAUCGCAUUUUGGGGGACUCAGUGGCCCCCGGAUCCCAUCAGCCCUCUAGAGGCUUCUGGAUCUUCAACAAAUGCCCCGGGACCCUGGCUUGUCCCUAGCCCUCACAAACUCUCUCAGGUUUUAGAGGGGAAAAGGCUGAGCCAGAAAAAGGAAGGACUGUGGUCCUAAUGCUAUUUCACCUUAAAGGGAUAGUUCACCUAAACACACCUCCUCAUGUCAUUCUAAUACUGUAUGACUUUCCUUCUUCGAGAAGUAGUUAAGCUGUUAAGGCCAAAGUAUACUUUUAUGUGUAUGCAAGUAUACUUGCACAGCCUUUCAAAGUGUAAUCUAUUUGUAAACAUAUUGUAGACCAGUGUCUCUCAACCACAUUCCCGGAGAACUACCAGCUCUGCACAUUUUCCAUGGCGUUUCUCAAUAUGCGUUCUUCAGCGAUCUUGCAUCCUUGUGUAACGUAAUCAUCAACCGAGAAAUUUCAGUUCCAAAACUCAAGACCACAAGAACGAAGGACGUGUGAAAGUUUCCGGAUGUGUUCUUGGUAUCUAGGAUGCACUGAUGCAGACUUGAGCACCGAACUCGCUCUGGAAGUCCCAGAAGUCAUUGCGGCUGAAUAAAGGAGGUGGGAAGCACAGAAUUUUAUAUAGAUUUAUUAUUAAAGUUUAGAGAUAAAACUUUUAAGAUAAAAAAGUAAACGUUACCAUGAAAAUCUUAAUAGAGGCAUAAAUGCGUUAAGAUUUUGCUAGGGGCGGCAUGGAGACCCCCCACCCCCCUUACUUCACUUUCGUCCGCGACACCAAGCAACCCUGCCGAUGUUUAAAUAAUUUACCGUUAAAAACUUGUGAAGGUCAUGUGACAGGAAGAAAGCUGCAUCUUAUUUCUCACAGGACGUGUUCUGUGUUUACGUGGUCUCCCGAGUCUGUUCUUCCGAGGUGACAAGGCAUGACCGGUCUUCACAAGAACGCAAGUCCGUUCUCUGCGUUCUUGGAAUUGAGAAACAGCCCUUGUCUUCUUAACCAAACACACCUAAUUCAGAUCAUCAGCUGAGCAUGAAAGAGCUGUAAUAGAUGUGACAAACAAAUCAGACAUCCAAAACAUGCAGUGUUGGUGGUCCUCCAGGAACGUGGUUGAGAAACACUGCUGUAGACACUUGACAGGUGGGCACUAGAAAGAUUCAUCUAUCUACAGUGUCUCCUUUUUCUUUCCAAAAUAUGCCUUGCCUUAUGAACAUGGGCAUCUUGAGUAGUUAAUUGUUGAAUUUAUUUCCUGACUGUCAAAGGCAUAGAAAUAACUUGUAUAUUAUAUUAUAUUCCAAGUCUUAAGAGUCAUAUUAUAGCCGUAUUCAGACCAACCCCCAAAUUUAUGUAAUCUAAAUCUGUGUUUCUCAACCACAUUCCUGGAGGACCACCAACCCUGCAUGUUUUGGAUGUCUCCUUUGUCUGUCACAGCCAUUACAGCUCUUUCAUGCUCUGCUGAGCUGAUACUAUGAAUCAGGUAUGUUUGGUUAAGGAGACAUGGAAAAUGAGCAGAGCAAACUCUAUUUGAUUUUGUGAAUCAAGUUAAAUGUUUCAAAGAAAAGGAAAUCUAUUAAAAAUAGAUUUCUCUGGUUCAGUGUUGACACCUUGUGGACAUAUGUAGCACAAAUAAACUUGCAAAAUUGUAUGUGUGCAAGUAUAAAUAUCUGCAUCACUCACAAUGUGCGUAGACCUAACAUACACAUAAAAAUCUAAGUACACCUCGGGUUAUACUGUAUUUGUUUCUGUUUAUCAAUGAUUUGCCAAGUAGACAACCGAAAGUGGCUGUAGGCAAUGCACCAUGUUUUGUUUUUUUUUUUGCCUGCAGAUGUUUGCUGAUAUUGUGACUGCAGUGAUUUAAGAUUUUAGUCUGUUCUUCACACAAAGCUAUGAAAUAUCUAAUUAACUUCUAAUAUAUUAACAAAAUAUAGUUCUCAAAUCAUAUUGAUCACUUGUAUUACACUUAAAUGGUGCUUUUUGCAUCCUUUUUGAACUUUUACUAAAUAGAUUUUGUUUUAUUUUAUGGAAGAAAAGUCAUACAGGGUUAAAAUGACAUGAGUGUUUGUAAAUGACAGUUUAUUUUAUUUAUUUUUAUUUACAUUUUGAUAGGUAAACUAUCCCUUUAAAUUUCUCUGUCUUUUACAUACCCACCCAUACAGCCUCUCUUGCUCUGUCUAUAUAUCUGUGGUUUUAAGUACACCACCGCCAUCCCACCAGCCCCUCUUCUGUCUCAAAUCCAUGCCUAAAGUAUAUAGUUCCGUGUUCUGGUGUUGGUAUCAUCCAGAAAUCUCCCACCCAGGCCGAUCAAGACUUGAUUUUAUCGCCAUCCAGUGGCCAAGGAGAGAAAAAAGUGAAAAUGCUGUCAUUACAUUUAUGGCUAGCAUGAUCGUAACUGCAAGGUCAGUUAGUAUGUCUAUAAUUCAUGGUAUCCUUCAUAGCAUGUGUCUUUUCUCAGAUCAUUUUUAUUUUGCAUAUUUUCAAUUUAUUUUCAUAAGAUAGCAACAAAAAAAAUUAUUAUAAAAAAGGAAGAUUUAUUUAAGACACGGAUGCUCAGUUGUGCCCCUGAAGAGUGACGUUUCUGAAAGUAAAGAGAUCUUCAGGAGCCGGACUAAGCACCUUCGAUUUAAGAGAUUUUAUUAGCUGCUUGCUGUUUGUGACUGGACUGAAACCCCUCCCCUGCUGUGUGCACGGUGGUUUUGCUGUUCAAAGAGGGAGAGGGGGGGGGGGUAUAACAGAACUAAAGUUUUAUUAUAAGGCCAGUGAGCCGUAUCAAACCUCUCCAGGUGCCUUCUGCUUCUUUAGCCAGUGUUUACCAAAAAAAAAAGAGAGAAACAAAUACAAGUAGAAGAAUUUAAGACGUAGCAUAGUAGAAAGUGUGCAACACAAUACUGUUCUGCCUCUUUAACAUCUAUAUCUUUGCAAGACAUGGUUCACGAGUUGGGGAAAAUAUUCUGCACACGCUCUGCGAAACUUCAGCUAAGUGAGUCAAAGUGAAAGAGAGCCAUUACAAGUGCCUCAUGCGAUAUUCCUUUAUACUAGACAUAGACUUCCCUCAAGCUCAAAGUCAGGACCCAAAGUUUAGAUUUAUCCUUUUCCUCCAUUGUGAUACUUUUUUUUGCAUUUGUAUGCUUUCUGGUUCAAUAUUUCAGACCCAUUUCAUUGCCCUUGACAUUUCAGAAAAAAAAUAAAUAAAAAUGCGAAAACGAAGGCCUCCACCAAUCAGCAUCGAGCAUCAUGCAGAUUCUUCAUUUCAGGAGACAAAAGAAAAAGAAAAACAAACAAAAAAAAUACCAAGAAGAAAAAAAGGGCAUUUUGAUACAGGUCUUCUAUGCAUUUUGUAAGACUUACUGAUCAAAAAUUGCGGUAGGAUUUUUCUACCUAAGAUAUGAGAUUCGUAAUUUUGUGUACUGUUAAAAUACACAGGCAGGUUGGUGAAACGAAACCGAAAAUUUGAUCCGGUGAUAAUCAGACAUGCUGUACCACCAGCUUAUGCAUUGAUCCUUACCUCAGAACUGUCUGAGCAAUAAGUGCUAUCUCUUUUUGUUCUGUGUCAUACCAAGCGAAGCUCUAGGCAAGCUCAUCCGAAAAAAUGCACAGUAAAAUAAUCUGUGAUAAAUUAAUUUGAAUUUGAUAUUUUAAAGAAAAACAGUAUUUUAUCAUGCAGAAAUACAUUUAUUUACAAAGCUCAAUAAUAUAGCUCAUAAUCCUAUCUUGCAGAUUUAAAAACCCAAAACCCAGUUAAUUUGUCACUGGAGAUUUUUACUGUGCUGUAACAUAUCGAUAGAUGCUUACAUAGAAGACAGCAUGCGAGUUCUAUUGCCAUAAACACAGCCUGUAAGCAUUUAGCAAUCUGCGAUUCGGAAAAAGUUGAUACAAUGAUCUUGAGUGUUAACACUUUAAAUCAGGGCUCUUACACGAGUAUUACACAUCUGAGGUGUCGUCUGAAAGUUCACUGCUCUCAGAAUCCUCAACCAGCCUGGGUAUUGAUGUUGACUUUGUACCUGAUUAUCCCAUUGGCAUCAGCACGUACUGUACAGAAACUGGGAUGACCUUGUAAAUGUUUCGUUUCGGGUUUAUUUUUGUGAGGGGGAAGAUUUAGCUUUGUUUUCCCAACACGUUAAUACUGUAGCAUUUCCCUUACUGUAGCAAGCUUAUUGUACAUAGUUAUAGAUCCUGGACAUAUCUAUUAUCAUUGUUUACUUUAGACAAAUCUGUAUUCUUGAUGCCCCCCAAUGUCACAUAUCAGAAAUACACAGCACUGUCGGUUUAUUUCGAGACAUGCUGCAUUUCAAUCCAAGGUGCCCAAUGGCUUGAUGAGAAGCUUGAUAUAUACCGUAAAUGAUUCUUAUAAUUCAGAAUUGCAUGUCCGUAGUGAGUAUUACUAGUUUUAAUAGCACUGGCCCUUAUAAUGAAAUCAAAUGUCCCAAUGGCAUGAUAUUGUAUUCCACGGCAUAUGUUGGUGGUUUGAAACUAUUCGAAUUGUGGAAUCUGAUCUGACCUUGGUUUUUGCACAACGUGGGUCUUUCGGCCCGCUUUUAUAGCCCUCUUCAUUACGUCUUCAACAUAUUAAAAAGCAAGAUUUAGAGACACAACGACCACAAGUAUGUAGACCACAAAGAUAAGAAUUAGCAUGCCCACCGAACAUGGUCCCGUCCCAUAGGUUUCCUCGUACCGGAGACAGUUUAGACCCUUAGAUGUUCAAUAGUCACAAAAAACGAGCCAUACUCUGAGCCAACAGAUAUAUGAAUACAACGAUGCAAUGUUUUUUUAUAAUAAUGUCUGCAAGGUUCCUAUUAGUGCAAAUGUGCCAUUUUAAAUGCUAAUCAAUGAUGUCAUACUCUUUCCCUCUACUGAGAUAAAUGCAGACGGGCAUUUGUCCCACCGAGUUUGACGGUUUUAAAAUAUCAAAACACAAACGGAGUGUUUCAGCUUUGAAUUUUCAACUUGAAUUUGCUAUAUUGGCCUUGUAAGGAGUCAGCCAUUGUACAGAACAAGAACAAUUGAAUUUGUAAAGAGGAAAGAAGAAAAUUAGAUGAGAUUUUUAUAUCUAGAAAUAUAGGAUUGAAGUCAGCAGGGGUGUAAAGCACUUGAGCAACUGUACUUCAUUAUAGUAUUAUUUAGAACUGAAUGUUUAUUUAUGCAAAUGUUUAUUUUCAGAAUAUAUGUCAUACUUUUUAUUUCUCCCUACUAUUUAUUAUAGGUCUUUAAAAAGUACAUAUUUCAUAAUUAAAACUAUGACAAGAAAGUUAUAAAUAUUUGGGCAAAUUUCUUUGUGAAGAGAUAAAAUAUAAUUGAUUUUACAAUAUAGACAUUGCUGAACAAAAAAAACAUUGUUUUAAAUGACAUUUCUUCCAAAUUUAAAGUAAAAUGUAUUUUAGAGAAUUAUUUGUUUUUUGUGUAAAAUAGAAAGAUGUCCUGUAUUAAUUUUGCCAAUGUCAAUUUUUUUUAGAUGAGUCCAUGUAAAUACAGAGUAAAGUUAAAGAGUGAAGUUUAUUUAUAAACUAAUUUUGAGAGGAUCACAUGCUUAUGAUUGAUCACAGCUAGUCCUGCAUUAGCCAAUUCAUGAUUCACCAAUCAGACAAUUCCUAAGUCACUAUAAUUAACCUAAGUUCCAUCUUCGUUUUGAAGAAUCCCCCCUUCCAUCCCUACUCCUCCUCCUUUCCUAGAUGGGUGGCACGGCAGCCCAGUGGUUAGCACUGUUGCCUUACAGCAAGAAUGUCACUGGUUCUAGUCCUUUCUAAGUUAGUCGAUGUUUCUGUGCGGAGUUUACAUAUUCUCCCCAUGCACGUGUGGGUUUCUUCUUAUGAGGAUCUUAUGAGCUCAGGCCUCUCUCCCGGGACAGCAUGCCAAAUGUGCUUUAUAACCAAUCAUCAGUUAAGUGUGAACUCUUGAAAUAGUCUUAAAAAGUUGUAAAAUUAUCACUAGUUAUACACGUAACAAAAAAUACUAUUAAAAUUACUCUAAUAUAAGUUAAAAGAUAAAUGGAUAUAUUUAACUAAAUCAAAGUCCAGCACAAAUCUCAAAAUAACUAAUACUAUAGUUGAAAUUUAAAAAAGGAAAAUAUAAUGUAUAAAAGCUAAUUAAAAAAUGAAUAAGAAAAUAUAUAUUAUUUAUAAUAACAGCAAUGAAAUAAGUAACUAUACUUGUGUGUCAGCAACUGCUUAAUUUAAAGUUUAACAUAUUUAAACUUCAUUAAAAAGUACUUUUUUGUCCUUGAGUCUUAUUUUCAGAACAUUAAGAAAAUAAAACUUAGUUUUUUUGCACAUUUAAAUAAAGAUUUCAUUAGGCUAUUUCUAAAGUUAAGAAUAUGUUCAUGUUUACCACUAAGUACUAAAUACUUAAAACUCUAGACACUGUAAACCUCUGACACCAUACCCAUUCUUCAGUAUACUUUCUCAGUGCUUUUACCCCCCUGCAAGCCAGACAGUGUGGCCCAUGAUAAUGAAUAAAGAGGACAUUGUGUCAUAUAAAGGAAGUAACCGCUGCACCAGUAGAGACCCCCGAUGAAAAGCCCAAUCUGAAUUCUUCACAUGAUCUCCUUUUCAUCAUUGGUGCUGAUCUUCCAACUGACUGGCUAUUUUGCUUUCCCUACCAUUCAGUACACAUGGAGGUCACCAUUUGCAGACCAACGGAAAGCAGUUUAAAAAGUGUUCGGAUGGGGCUACAAAACUUUCUGUCAGCUCCUGUGUAAAGGUUUUACUUCCUUUAUAGCAUAAGUGUCCUCUCCUUCGUUUUGACUUAGCGUAGGACUCUGAAGUAUAGUAAAUGAGGAAGCAGGCAGCAGUGUGUUGCAGAUUUUUACCUGCCGGGUCUGAGGCGAGACCUCGAGUAGCCGUUAUUUUAGUGGCGCCCUCUGCAGGGAAGAUGCUGAGUGUGUAAAUAGCAGUCCACAAGGGGACACCUUGAACACAGAUGUACAGGUUUUUAAUUGUUGCUCUUGAUAUGUAUGAAGAUACUGUAUUGUUUUUGAAUGCAUCAACAGGGAGUUUUGAAUUAUGAAUAAUGACAUGCAGUUACAGAAAUAAACUGAAUAAAAUGGAAUUAAA
Molecule: messenger RNA, 11121 nt
Organism: Danio aesculapii
Lineage: Eukaryota; Metazoa; Chordata; Actinopteri; Cypriniformes; Danionidae
Gene: magixa
Product: MAGI family member, X-linked a
Biological process (GO): signal transduction
Cellular component (GO): cytoplasm
Molecular function (GO): protein binding
Source: RefSeq, a predicted model, not a curated record